AUGAUGAACAGUAUUGUCCUUCAUAGCAGCGCCUCGUCCUUGAGACGGCGGCCUACAGAAUACAAAGCUGAAAUUAUCCAUUUCUAUACCUUGACUUAUCAAGACCUCCGCCAGAAAGACACGUUAAGACUAUCAAUUGAUCAAUUGGAAAGGAAUCUUGUUCCGGGAGAAGCAGCUGCCGACGAAGAAGUACCGAGUAAUGGUUCAACAGUUACAGCGAAAGCCCGGAUACAAAAAUGCGCGACAGCAGAACUAUCCAUUGUUGAAAGCGCACCUACCGAAAUCAUCAACAAGAUAUUGAACAAUCUCCUCGAAGAAGACUUUCCUGAUAUCUGCUCAGCUCUUUGUUUCGGCCUGACUUCCCGCAGAAAUUGGACAAUACUUCGUAACCUGGACCAUACAAGCUACCUCAAAGAACAUAUGGACCAUAUUCCGAGUAUUAUCGAUUUCAAAUACGACAAGAUUCCAUUGUUCAAUCCUUACCAUGAGAAAGCUGGGUCAAACUCUGUCGUUGAAGAAAUUAAUGAGAAUGAAUUUACUUUCAAACACCAGAGCUUUCACCAUCUCUUCCCCCGUUUCUUUAAAUCAUCGCCUAUUGUCAAGCGUUCUCUUAGCCCUUCUCAACGCAAGCAAAUCGUGUUAUUUAAGGAGUGGAUGGGCCCCAAAUAUCGUCCUCCAACUUCUUUGCUCAUCCCUUGCUAUCUCUCUUGUGCUGUAUAUGGGGAAUCGGAUGAAGAAAGUAUUGAAGAAGAAAUUCUUGAGGGUAGAUUCUAUGAUUUCAUAAUGGCUCAAGCAAUGAUGUGCAAUUCCCGAAACCCCUUUGGACUAGGUGAUAUAUGGGAUGCUGUAGUUAACUCGAAUUGGGACUACUAG
This is a messenger RNA of Botrytis deweyae, 873 nucleotides long. RefSeq lists its product as uncharacterized. The transcript has 3 exons. Lineage: Eukaryota; Fungi; Ascomycota; Leotiomycetes; Helotiales; Sclerotiniaceae. The coding region runs from base 1 to 873 and encodes 290 amino acids. The record is from RefSeq and is a predicted model, not a curated record.